Molecule: messenger RNA, 1446 nt
Organism: Williopsis jadinii
Lineage: Eukaryota; Fungi; Ascomycota; Saccharomycetes; Phaffomycetales; Wickerhamomycetaceae
Product: adenosylmethionine-8-amino-7-oxononanoate transaminase
Exons: 1
Coding region: 71-1363 (430 amino acids)
Biological process (GO): biotin biosynthetic process
Molecular function (GO): pyridoxal phosphate binding; S-adenosyl-L-methionine:8-amino-7-oxononanoate transaminase activity
Source: RefSeq, a predicted model, not a curated record
AAGCAUGCAAAGAAUUGUGGUCUCAUUUGACAAAGGCUUCUUCUUCGCUCACUUAACGGAUAAAUAAACCAUGGAUAGGGAAUUCGACAAGCAACAUAUAUGGCAUCAGUACUCCUCACUGACCAAUCCGAUACCGACGUACCCUGUCAGCAAGGCCAAGGGUGCCAAGGUCUAUCUUGAAGAUGGAACUGAACUGAUUGAUGGUAUGUCAUCCUGGUGGAAUCAGAUCCAUGGGUAUAACAACGACGAGCUAAACCAGGCAAUGUACGACCAGAUUCCAAAGUUCACUCACUUCAUGUUCGCCGGUGUGUCCCAUGAGCCGGCAAUUGCACUCUCCAAGAAGUUGAUUGAAAUGACGCCUGACGAGCUGGACAACGUCUUCUUUGCUGACUCUGGAUCAGUUGCUGUUGAGGUUGGCUUGAAGCUUUCACAUCUGUACUGGGCGGGUAAACGUGAGAUGGGCCAGACGGACAAGCCAAAGCACAGGUUCUUGACCAUCAACUAUGGUUAUCAUGGCGAUACCUUUGGCGCAAUGUCCGUCUGUGAUCCUGUGAACUCAAUGCACAGGAACUACAGUGGGUAUCUGACAAAGAACUUCUUUGUCGAGGCUCCACAGUCCAGGUUUGACGGUGAGUUUGACCCUAAUGACGUUGAGCCACUUCGUAAAGCACUCGAGCAGAACCAUGAGUCCAUCGCAGCUGUUAUUAUGGAGCCCAUAGUACAAGGUGCCAGUGGUAUGAGAAUCUAUCACCCAGAAUACUUGAGACAAGUGCGUAAACUGUGUGACGAGUUUGACUGCUUGAUGGUGCUAGAUGAGAUUGCUACAGGUUUUGGGAGAACAGGCAAGCUAUUUGCCUGUGAGCACGCCGGUAUUGUCCCUGAUAUCAUGCUAUGUGGCAAGGGGCUUACAGGUGGUUAUCUACCACUCGCUGCAGUCUUGAUGAAGCGUCACGUCGCUGAAUGGGUCUGUGAGAACCCAUCAAAGAGGUUCUUCCAUGGUCCCACAUACAUGGCACAUGCCUUGGCAUGUGCUGUUGGUGAUAAAUCUUUGGAGAUACUACAAAGAGGUGAAUGGAGGUCCCAGGUUGCAAAGAUUGCAAAGAUCUUCAAGGAGGAACUCUUUGACAAGUUACAAGGUUUGGCCAUCGUGGAGGAUCUUAGAGGGCUAGGAGCGAUCGCAGUAAUCCAGCUUGUUAAGCCUUUUGAAACUGAACAACUCCAGGCGUUAUUUGUCAAGCAAGGACUGUGGGUUAGGCCAUUUGGCAAGUUAAUCUAUCUUCUUCCACCGUUUGUCAUUGAAGAACAAGACAUGUACAAACUAUGCAGAGGAACCGUCAAUGUCGUUAAAAGCUUGAAACUGUGAGGAUGAAUGCACAUAAAGCAAGUAACAAUGUAGACGUUGCCGAGAUGAACUGUUGAUUGGACAGUCCUUACGCGUAUUUUUGU